Molecule: messenger RNA, 725 nt
Organism: Aphanomyces astaci
Lineage: Eukaryota; Oomycota; Saprolegniomycetes; Saprolegniales; Verrucalvaceae
Exons: 1
Coding region: 109-693 (194 amino acids)
Source: RefSeq, a predicted model, not a curated record
CGACAAGAAUCUCGUCAAAGUUACGACAGUCAGUCCAACAACCAAACAUUCAGCGGCGAUUGAUUAAUAUCUGACUUUUCACUUUUCCUUUUACUCUGUGUGCUGCACAUGUCGAUUCGUAUCUGCCAAUUCAAAACGUGCACGGCCCCUGCUUCGUAUCAUGGAAAAUGCGACAGCCACCGCAUGCGAAGCGGAUGCAUGGUGAAGCACUGCCCCAACCAAGUGUAUGCCCGAAAGCUUUGCGUCAAACACGGAGGCAAGCAGCAGUGCCAAGCCGACGGCUGUGACGCCAAUGCACGAAGACACGGGUUCUGCUGCAAGCAUGGCCAGAAACCAGUCAAGAAGCCCUGCCUCGUCGAAGGUUGUGUCAAGUUUGCACAUUCGCGGCGCUUCUGCGCGGCCCACGGUGGCAGCCGCAAGUGCCGUGUGGACGCUUGCAGCACGUUUGCUCGCACAGAUGGUGUAUGCCAUCGCCACCGGGCCUUGUUGAAUGUCCACUGCGACAAAAUAGAGCCCCGUGGGGCCGGUGUCAAGUUGGACUCGACGUGCUACGGUGGCAUCACGUUCGUUGAAACGUUGGUGUACAGUGGAGAAUCGUUGUUCGGUAUACUAGUAUGUGACAAGGCGUACACCAUUGACAGCGUAGACUUGACCACAGAGGAUUCCAUGAUUUUGGAUUACUUAUUAAUGUAAACUGGUGUCGAUAACGAUGACUCUUUGACCUU